Molecule: messenger RNA, 819 nt
Organism: Ricinus communis (castor bean)
Lineage: Eukaryota; Viridiplantae; Streptophyta; Magnoliopsida; Malpighiales; Euphorbiaceae
Product: NAD(P)H-quinone oxidoreductase subunit O, chloroplastic
Exons: 6
Coding region: 93-587 (164 amino acids)
Cellular component (GO): plasma membrane
Molecular function (GO): oxidoreductase activity, acting on NAD(P)H, quinone or similar compound as acceptor
Source: RefSeq, a predicted model, not a curated record
AAGAUAAAUUAGAUUGCGAUCUCUUAUCUACUCUUGGCUCUCUAAAACUGAAACCAUUGCUCUCUCUCUCUCUUCAUCUUCCUCUCUCUGUUAUGGCUGCUUUCUCCACCACUCUGCUGAAAAGCUCACACUCAUGUCUUUCUCCAUUCCCACAAACAUUAGGAAGAAGAAGAAGAACCCAUUUUCAUUUGGAAACCAUUAGAGCCGUACAAUCUACCGAACCUGAGAAAGCAAAGGUAACUCAAACCAAAACUCAAGACUCUUCCUCCUCCCCCUCCUCCAAUGCUCAACCUUCAACUACUACCAAAAUUCCUAAGAAGCCUGUUUAUUCAAUGAAAAAAGGUCAGAUUGUAAAGGUGGACAAAGACAAGUACCUUAACAGUGUAAAUUAUUUAUCUGUUGGGCAUCCUCCUUAUUAUAAAGGACUGGACUACAUUUAUGAAGACCGUGGUGAGGUGUUGGAUUUAAAAAUGUUUGAGACAGGAGAGCAUGCACUUAUUGCAUGGGUUGGUGUCCCAACUGCACCGGCUUGGCUUCCCACAGAUAUGCUUAUCAAGUCAGAGAAACUGGAUUAUGAGAGAUUGUGAUCAAGACUGCAAAGCUGAGUCUUCUUUUGUCUAUUAUGCAUAUAUAGCAUUGGAUUCCUUGAGCUUCGCUCGAUUUAGCAGCUCCGUCAGCAACACAUAUCUGUAUCUUUCCAAACAAAUGUAAUCAUGUUUCCUAACAAAUGCAGUUAUCUGAACUAUCCCACAAUGUUCAUUUGAGACUCCUUUGACCCUUUUGGGUAUAUGAUAAUAUUAUCACACUGUUUUACUUGUA